GUCCCGGCUUUGAGCACAGCUGAUGCUUCACCAGAACAGCCACUGGAUGCCUUUCCAAACAGGAGAGAUCAGAUCUCUGACCUGUAGCUGAGGGUAACCCUCUGAGAAGCGGAUGAAGAAACAAAUCUUACUACUUUUCACAUACAGAGGACUAGUGAGCAAAGGAAAAAAGAGUAAAAGAAGAAAAUGGCCAAUUUUAUAUUACGGAAAGCCGAGCCCAAGGACGUGUCUGACAUACUGCGACUCAUAAAGGAACUGGCAAAAUUUGAGGAAAUGGAAGAUCAAGUUAUUCUCACUGAAAAAGAUCUCCUGGAGGACGGUUUCGGAGAUCAUCCGUUCUAUCACUGUAUAGUGGCUGAAGUGCCUAAACAUCACCAGAGUGCUGACGGUCAUGUGAUCAUUGGCUUUGCCAUGUAUUAUUUCACCUAUGACCCCUGGAUUGGGAAGCUGCUCUACCUGGAGGACUUCUACGUCAUGAAGGAGUAUCGGGGUUUUGGAAUUGGGUCUGAAAUCCUGAAGAAACUGAGUCAGACGGCGGUCAGGACUCGGUGCAGCAGUAUGCACUUCAUCGUGGCGGAGUGGAACAAACCCUCCAUUGAGUUCUACAAGCGGCGCGGAGCUUCAGAUCUCUCGCUGGAGGAAGGGUGGAGGCUCUUCAAGAUCGACAAGCAGAACCUCCUCAAGAUGACUGACGAGGAGUGAACCGGAUGGCAGGAGGAAACAUGUAGUGUUGUGUUUAGUCUAUGAUUGACCCUCUGGUGGACAGAUCGUUCAGGGUGUGACGUUACUUUCAAAACCUUUGAUUCUUACCCAUAUUUCUAUAUAGCUGUCCUCUUUAUAUGUCAUUGUGUUUUUUUUAAUAACAACAAGUAUUAAAUAAUAAAUGUAUGCAAAUUAGUGUAUAUAUAAAGUAGAAUGCAUCAUUUGCAUGUUUAAACAUUACAUUUUGGAAAACUUGUAGUACAAAACAAUUACUGUGAUUAAUCAAUGAUAUCUAUUUGUUAAAGUUUUUACCCUGUUCACCCGAGUGAAUAGGUGUCUUAAUAAAAUCACUAUUAAAUAUAUUA
This is a messenger RNA of Megalobrama amblycephala (Wuchang bream), 1067 nucleotides long. It is a transcript of the gene sat1a.1, whose product is annotated as spermidine/spermine N1-acetyltransferase 1a, duplicate 1. The transcript has 6 exons. The record is from RefSeq and is a predicted model, not a curated record. Lineage: Eukaryota; Metazoa; Chordata; Actinopteri; Cypriniformes; Xenocyprididae. The coding region runs from base 187 to 702 and encodes 171 amino acids. Gene Ontology annotation, molecular function: N-acetyltransferase activity.